Molecule: messenger RNA, 5378 nt
Organism: Pseudomyrmex gracilis
Lineage: Eukaryota; Metazoa; Arthropoda; Insecta; Hymenoptera; Formicidae
Gene: sfl
Product: bifunctional heparan sulfate N-deacetylase/N-sulfotransferase
Exons: 13
Coding region: 2445-5120 (891 amino acids)
Cellular component (GO): Golgi apparatus
Molecular function (GO): deacetylase activity; heparan sulfate N-sulfotransferase activity
Source: RefSeq, a predicted model, not a curated record
CCCGCUCCGUUCUCGCGGCAGUCUGACGCCGGUCGCGCACUUGGUACGGUUGUGUUUUCGUAUAGUUUUUCGCCGGUCAUCCCGUGCCGAGGCUCCGACUGGGACACAUCGCGCGGAGUUACUCGUAGUCGUAUCGAUGCGUGUUUAACGUCGCUCUGGUUUUGUAUGUAGCGAACGCGCAGUGUCCGCUGAAACGACUCGAAACAAGGAAUCUGAGAGACGACGCCAGAUGCUCGAACCUAACCUCUAAGCGCGAAGACCGCUCCGAAGAAGUAGUAGUAUGCUCGCCGUUACGAAGCUACGGUAAACUCGUUGCGACGUCGCGUGUCCAACGUGACUUUCUCUCGUCGCCAACGUAUCACGCGCGAACUCUCCUUGCGUGUUUUUCGAGUCCCGCGGGAUUCGCGAUCCCUCGUGAUUUCUCGCGACCAAUCGAUUUCGUGCGACGGCGUUGCAUGCCAAGUAUCAAGAAAGCAAGAAAACGAAAUGAGUCCAAGUUUCGGUGCGGCGCGGAACAUUCUCUUCACGGGGCAUCGUCUCGGCUGGUGUUGUAAGUGAUUGACGAAGAAAGGAACAAAAGAGACAGAGAAGCAACAUGAUAUUGUAAAUGACAGUGCAGCGAGGAGGGGAGAGCGAGCGAUUCACGGACGGAGAGGCAGCAAGGCAAGCACCGAGACAAGCUUCUAAUCUUAACCUGCCUGCCGAGGAAAGAAGAAAGAAAAUCAGUAGAAAGAACGUCUGCGGAAUGUAAAACAAAUCGGUCGAAUUUUCCUACGGAAUUUUCCCUCGUCACGGAGAGAGCGAUAUCAUGGGAUUCGUGGUGUUUUCCGGCGAAAAGACGUCAACGCAAAGAGAUAAACUUCGAAAAUUGUAUCGCGUAGAAAGCGUCGCGCCUGUACAUCGUUCCUAAUUGACAGAUAGAGGGUAGAGGGAACGCCAGCGCGACGAGGGAGGAUAACUAGGAGAGGGAAUGAGAAGCGAGUCGGACGGAAGACACGGAGCGGCGUUCGAAAUUUACGAGUGAGCCGGUUUGCUUGCACGUCGUGAGGUCCAAGGUGGUUGUCUAGGGGCGGUCGUGCGCCGUAACAAAUGGUUCAGUCGUGAACCGGCUCGCCGUGCAACGACACCGGAAGCAGACGGCAACUAUCUAGCGAACGAACGAGCGAGCAAGUAAGCAAGCAGGAAGAGACUCGCAAGAAUUCGCGAGCACACGGAUGUAAAGUUUCAAGCACGGCUGUCUGACUGUCUUUCGCGUGGCGAAUUGUUCCGAGGCACGAAAGCCGAAUGAACGGCGGCACUUGUUUUUUCGAGACGUCACUCGGAGACGGGAUGAUUCCGAAUCGCCGACGAUGAGACAACGCGCGCAUUGCGUCAAUCGUUCUGCUAGAGAAACGCGAUUUCUUGCCGCGCAAUUCGGACCGAACAAUGACACGGUGUCGCGCGACUAUGUGCCGUUGAAGAAAAGACUACGAAGAGAAUUGAUCUUCGCGGCACAACCUGGCCAGAUGGGUUAAAGGCGGCCGCUAUUGACGGCGCGAUCUCGUGCUGCUUGCGAAAUGGCGAUCAUAUCCCAAAAGUGCAACAAGUGGUGUCCAGAUCCUCGAUGCUGAGACGUCAUCGAUGUUACUCGAUAGAUGUACGGGGGGGAUUUGAUCCGGGACCGAUCGGGUUUGCGACCUGGCUUGGAUCGAGGCUCCCAAGCCGGAAAGAAUCGCCGUUGUUGCCCGGAACGUGCGCGACGCCAACGGGAUUAAAGCGCGUCUAAUGAACUCUGAAUCCGUUUUUCUCGUCUCGAGUACGAUCGCCUCUCGAAAUUUGCUCGUCAGGCUUUCCUUUGCCGAGCUAAGUAGAUUUACUUCGUCGGUAGGGGGGAGAAAACGUUCGACCAACGAAUUGAAAGUUAAGAGAUCCCGGUCCGAUGCUGCUCGUUAACCUCGUCAAAAGGUACUUUAUUGAAAGGAUCAAGAGGUAGCCUCGAGCUGAGAUUUCAAAACUUGACUACGUGAAUCUGUCGGUGUUAUCCUCGCCGGAGAACAGAUACGCGGGAAGUGAAACUUUAAACUACAGUUUGCGUUUAACUAUCGAUCGAGGAUAAUAAGAGAAUAUUGAUAUAAAUUAUUUACGUAUCAUAUACGCGUUUUAAAAGAUACACAUCGCGUUUUACAAGAAACACCAUAUCUAAUGCAGGCUGCAGACGUUGAAAGAAAAACUGCAAACGCGAAUCCAUGGCGACGACGAUACCUGAUACUGAACAGAAGAGGACACUCGUCGGAAAUCAUCGACGAUUCUCGGAUCUGCUACCGGAUCGUCCGUCGGAUUCGUUGAAGAAGGUUGCAAUAGUGUUUGCGCGUCGCAGGCAAACACAUCAACUGACUGAUCGUUCGAGGGUGGACACUUGGCGAUAAGCGUUGGUCGCAUUCGCAGAUACGUCGUCGAAUGAGACGAUGGUGAUGAGGAUAUCCGCGGGUGAAUCUGGCGUUCCUCUAUUAGGCGCCUUCGGUCCGCGCUGCGUCUUCAAGCAGGCGACGGUGAAGCGCUGCGUCGUAGCGCUUCUGCUCGUCUCCGUCAGUAGUAUACUCUACUACACUCACUACAUCAUCAGCAGUGGACCACUGUCCAGCUUGAUACAUCGUGAUACGAGACCGGAGCCGGCGAUACGAUGUUCCACUCUAAGAGGAGCAACCAGACUGCCGUCAGCACCGGACCAUCGCAGUGAAGCACGGUUAAGGAUAGAUCCGAAGGUGUUGGUCUUUGUAGAAACUCUGUACUCGAGGCUAGGCCGAGAGAUAGCCGAGCUGCUAGUUUAUAAUCGAAUAAAGUACAAAGUGGAGGUGACUGGCAAGUCUUUACCUGUGUUAACAAAUCUUGAUAAAGGUCGGUAUGGAGUGCUCAUCUUCGAGAAUUUAAACAAGUACCUGCAUAUGGACAAAUGGAAUCGCGAGCUGCUGGACAAGUAUUGCAGAGAAUAUUCGGUUGGCAUCGUGGGUUUUGCUCCUCCCGGAGAAGAGAGUCUGGUUGGUGCUCAGCUCAAGGGCUUUCCACUUUUUAUACACACAAAUCUUAGGUUGAAGGAUGCUCAGCUGAAUGCGGCGUCUCCCAUUCUUCGAUUAACCAGAGCGGGGGAAACGGCCUGGGGACCACUUCCUGGCGGUGACUGGACUAUUUUUCAGGCCAAUCACAGCACCUACGAGCCGCUCGCUUGGGCGCAUCGAGACAGCCUCGACGACUAUCCGGCCAACAAAAGUCCCCUGGCCACCGUCAUUCAAGAUCAUGGCAGAUACGAUGGAAUUGAGAGAGUUCUUUUCGGCGGCGGACUGCGAUUCUGGCUGCACAAGUUGCUACUUCUAGACUCGUUGUCCUAUUUGUCGCACGGACAAUUGAGUCUCAGCUUAAAUCGUAUGAUUUUGGUGGACAUCGACGAUAUAUUUGUUGGCGAGAAGGGCACCAGGUUGAAAAGAGACGACGUAAUGGCGUUGCUGGCUACUCAGGAGAGAAUACAAGCACUGGUACCGGGGUUCAAAUUCAAUUUGGGGUUUUCCGGAAAAUAUUUUCAUCACGGAACGGCAAUGGAGAAUUUGGGAGACGACAUGCUUCUGAAGAACUCAAACAAAUUUACGUGGUUUUCCCACAUGUGGAAUCAUCAACAACCACAUCUGUACCAGAAUGUAACUCAUCUACAACUGGAUAUGGCGCUGAACAAGCAAUUCGCAAAGGACCAUGGUAUACCGACCGGAAGCGGAUACAGCGUAAGUCCGCAUCACUCCGGCGUUUACCCGGUCCAUGAAGGCCUCUACGAAGCAUGGAAGCGGAUAUGGAACAUCAAGGUCACGAGUACUGAAGAGUAUCCGCACUUGAGGCCGGCACGUUUGAGACGCGGCUUCAUUCAUCGUAACAUUAUGGUCCUACCGAGGCAAACUUGUGGUCUUUUUACUCACACAAUUUUUAUCGAGAGGUACCCAGGCGGAAGAGAGAAGCUAGACGAGUCGAUACAGGGCGGUGAACUUUUUCAAACGAUUGUAUACAAUCCAAUAAAUAUUUUUAUGACGCAUAUGUCGAAUUAUGGAAACGAUCGACUGGCGUUGUACACUUUCGAAUCGGUUAUAAAAUUCAUUCAAUGUUGGACAAAUUUAAAACUGUCCAGUGCGCCGCCGCUUGAGCUUGCGGAACGUUAUUUUCAGUUAUAUCCCGAGGAAGCCGAUCCGGUGUGGGGAAAUCCGUGUGAUGAUCAGAGACAUCAAAAGAUCUGGUCCCGAAAUAAAACUUGCGACCAAUUACCGAGGUUUCUAGUAAUUGGACCGCAAAAAACCGGCACCACUGCGCUGUAUACGUUCCUAUCUAUUCAUCCAGCAAUAAGCAGCAAUUUGCCAAGUCCUGAUACUUUCGAAGAGAUACAGUUUUUUAACGGAAAGAAUUAUUACAAAGGACUCGAUUGGUAUAUGAGUUUCUUCCCAGCUUCAAAAAACGAGAGCUCCCGAUAUUUCUUCGAGAAAUCCGCUACUUACUUCGAUGGAGAAUUGGUACCUCGAAGGGUACAUGCACUCUUGCCAAAAGCUAAGCUGAUCACUAUAUUGCUGUCUCCAGCCAGACGUGCUUACUCAUGGUACCAGCAUACCAGAGUUCACGGAGACCCGAUUGCGAACAAUUACUCUUUCCACGAUGUAAUCACGGCGAGCGAUUCCGCACCAAAACCCCUACGGGACCUCAGAAAUAGAUGUCUAAAUCCUGGGAAGUACGCCCAACAUUUAGAGAGGUGGUUGUCGCAUUUCUUGCCGCAACAAUUGCACAUUAUCGAUGGCGAGCAGUUGCGACAGAAUCCUGUGGAAACAAUGCACGAGUUGCAGCGAUUUUUAAAGAUAACACCCGCUUUUAAUUACUCCUCGCAUUUGAGAUACGAUCCGAAAAAGGGUUUUUUCUGUCAAGUGACGAACGAGGAUCGCACUAAGUGUCUCGGCAAAAGUAAAGGUCGUCAAUAUCCGCCGAUGGAAGACAGAUCUUACAAAUUAUUGCAGAGAUAUUACUUGUCCCACAACACAGCUUUAGUAAAAUUAUUGAAACGACUUGGGUCCAGAACAAUUCCGCAAUGGCUGAAGGAAGAUCUCACAGAUACGGUGAUGACCUAGCAAACGCCGAUUACGUGAAACAUAAAUGUUUCCCGACUGCUCGCUUCCGCUAUCAGCGAAAUACAUCAUUUGCUAGCGGAAGACCUGUAAAUUAAUUGUACAUUCGUAACUCCACUGAAUUCUACAUCUUCAGAGGAAAGGACCAUGCUGGCCUAUCUCAGUGGACUGGCCUAAACUCUAAAUGGAAAGCCUGCAGAAGCUAGUCACUAAGCGGCUUUGUGAAGCCACAGUUAUAAUUGCCGACUAUUGUUAAGCUUU